This is a messenger RNA of Lycium barbarum (goji berry), 1164 nucleotides long. RefSeq lists its product as uncharacterized. The transcript has 5 exons. Bases 1 to 1164 code for a protein of 387 amino acids. The record is from RefSeq and is a predicted model, not a curated record. NCBI's taxonomy places the organism in Eukaryota, Viridiplantae, Streptophyta, Magnoliopsida, Solanales, Solanaceae.
AUGAACGGCAUUGCAUAUAGUCUUCCACCUCCAUAUAGCUUUGGUCGUCCCUAUAUGGCUCCACGCGAGAGCUUUACUGAGGCGCCUCCCCAGAGCCCCUCGAUGAUGUCCACACCAGGUUAUCCUACCCCACAGGGCUUCACUCGGUAUACUUCCGGAUCUCAGCAGGCUACGUCUAGUGGUACUCCGAUGGCCACUCCCAGUCCGACUGCAUCACAUCAUUCUUCAUCAUCUAUUGAACAGCACAAUAUUACGGGUCCAGAUCUUCCAGAAAGUAGUACUGCGCCUCACACUCCUACCGCGAAUGACUUACGUAGAGGUUUAAGUGCUUCACAACUGGAAUCUUAUGAUUCAUCAGGGCGACUGAUCAUCGAGCCUGCAGGAUACGGUUCGUCACCAGACAAAGCUUUAAGACUCCUUACGAAUGAGAUAGAAAAACUAUUUAAAGACUCACCUACUUGGGGCCAGAUGUCACCAAAUCGCCAAAGACAGAUCUAUUUUGCAUUUAAGGAAAAAUGUGUCUGGUGCCCGAAACAUGAGACGCAGCUAGCCCAAAACUUCCAGAAGAAAGCUCAGCGCUUACUAAGUGACAUGUUAGGAAAGGUUCGUGAAUCUAAUACGAAGCCUAAGUGGAUCCUUCCUGAAAACUAUGCCAAGCUACUUCAUUACUGGGCAACUAAUAAAAGAUUCUUACAACUAAGUGACAUAGGGAAGAAGGCUAGAAAUUCGACAAAAGGUGGCUCCCUACACACUAGUGGGGCUAUGAGCCAAGAGGCCGAACUAAAACGGGGGACGCCAGUGCCUCAAGAUGAGGCGUUCAAGAUCACUCACGUGAAGAAGAAGGCAAACACUAAUGAUCCAGACCAGUGGUGUGAGGAACGGGCUAAGCAGACCUACGCGGAGUUUCUUCAUACUCAGUCACCCAACACACAGCUGACAGAAGAACAAAUGGAGGAAAGGAGGCUUGAGAAUGUUGGUGGUCCCACUAGGUUUGGCACAGCUUACGGAAUGCCACAUCGUGCAUUUCGUCAAUACCGGUCUCCCCUGGAAGGCCUACAUUCUUCCAAUAUCGAGUCGUUUGAUAGAGUGAGUGCCAUGGCCAUGGAGCAAAAUAUUGCUGAGCUAUCUAGCCAACUACAGGCCUCAGAGGAAAGGGAGAGGUGA